UACCCCAGCCCCGCCCCCGGGCUUUGACGUUUUGGCGCGAGUCGAGUGGGUCUGGGAGCCGUUGGCGGCGGUUGGACGGAGUGGGAUGUCGGCGCCAGAUUGCCGGCAGGGCUGGGCUCACACGGCGGGAGCUCUGGCCGCACUCGAGGGGCUGCUGCAGUGCUCGGCCUGUUGCAAACUGCUGCAGGAGCCUGUCUGCCUUGGAGGAUGUGAGCAUGUAUUUUGCCGAGUUUGUGUUGCUGAUUCCCUUGGGAAGAGUUGUCCAGUGUGUCACACUCCAACCUGGGUGAAAGACCUGCAGCCAAACAGACAGCUGCACAAUAUUGCCGACCUGUGCAACCAGCUUCGAGUUCUCCUGAAUGUCAGAGGCUCUCCAGGUGCUAAAUGCAAUCCAACUGGAUCAGAAAUCGGACCUGAAGAUGUAACUGGUAAAAAAUGGCAAAUGAGAACAUGGUUCAGUCCACGCAGUAGGAAAAUGAGGUGUGUGCUAGAUAUGAAUGCUACUAGGAAGAAUCGGAAAGUGGCUCCCAGUUCUGGUUGUAAUGGGCCAUCGCCUUCAGUGUUCGAAUUCAUGUCAUCACCUUCCCCUCCACUCAACUCUCCAAAGAAGAAAACGCCGAUUAACUCAAAACAGGCAGUGAGGAAAAGACUGGCUGAUGCCAAUAAAGAUUGGGGUUUUGGAAAAAGAAGAAGCAAGAAAAUGGAGAGAGAAAAUGACAGUCCUGGAAAUAUAGAUUAUGAUAGAGUUGUCUCAUUUCGCAGCCAGCCAGUGGUCGUCAGCAACCAGGGACAAACAGUUGUAGGUGAGGCAGCUGAACAGUCACUUGCAUUUCCACUGGACGACAAUGUGAUGGGCUCCAAUGUAGAAUCUUUGACCAAGAAUGUGAUUGAGAGUUCUUCUGGAGCAUGCUCUACUGCAUCAGUUUCCAGUUGCAAAGAUAUUUUCCUUGGACAAACUUUCAGUCAGGAAGGACACACUUUUUCUCUUGUCCCUGUCCCAACCACAGAAACAAAUGCUAAAAGAUCAAGGAAAUCAUCAGAAUCUCGCAACCAAACUCUUGCCAAAAAGAGCAGAAAAGAAGUACAAAAUUCUUGCUUUGAAAAGUCAUCUGCAAGUCAUGAUGCAAUUGUAUGUGAGCCAGCUAAGUUAGACACACAAGAGGAAUUUUCAGCAACUCCAGUACAUCAAGCUGGGUUAAGCGAGAGCAUUAAUGAGACACAAGCGCCUUCUUCAACAGAAAACGGCUGUGGUACACCACCUAGCGGAUGCAAUACUCAAAGAAAGCAAUGUGCAACACUGAAAUCUCCUCAAACACCACUAGCUACAUUUAGAAACAAGUUGCCUAGAAGUUGUGCAAUGACUCCAAUCUCGCCUCUUACUCCCACAAUGAAAAGAAAUCACAAGGGUGAGACUCCCCUCCACAUUGCUGCCAUAAAGGGUGAUAUUGUUGCAGUGGAGCAGCUUUUGGAGAAUGGAGCAAAUCCAAACAUCAAAGAUAAUGCAGGAUGGACACCAUUGCAUGAAGCAUGCAACCAUGGACACGUGGAAAUUGUAGAGCGGCUGCUGAAAUUUGGCGUGUUAUUGAAUACACCAGGAUACCAGAACGAUUCUCCCUUGCACGAUGCUGUCAGAAAUGGACACGUGGAUGUUGUAAAGCUGCUAAUCUUACACUAUGCAUCUCAGGAUGUGAUCAAUAUCUUUGGGUUGCGGCCUGUUGAUUAUGCGAAUUCUGAAGAAAUGAUAGCAGCCUUACACCAGUCCCCCAAAACUGAGGAUCCAGUUGCUGAGCAGUGCUUGGCUGUGACUUCAAACCAGAGAAGAGAUGGACCUAUUGUGUUACUGGGAGGUGAUCUCCUUGGAGCCAAAAAGAAAAAGCUUGACAAAUUAGUAAAGCUGUUGAAAGCUGGGAACUGCACUGAAUUUAAUACCUCGGUGACGCACAUUAUUGUUCCCAAUGACCAUGCUCUCUCUACCAUGAAGUGUUUGACGGGGAUUGUCUCUGGCUGCUGGCUUGUGAAUUUUGAAUGGGUGACAGCUUGCCUGGAGAAGAAUGACAGAGUAGCUGAAGAAGACUAUGAGAUAAACGUUGUAAAUGGUCCCAAGCGUGGACGACGCAACCAGGAGCAACAGCUGCCAAAACUAUUUGAUGGUUGCCACUUCUAUUUCAUGGGCCCAUUCAAAAGCUGCAAGAAAGAAGAUCUCGUUCAUUUGGCCAAGGUUGGUGGGGGACAGGUCCUUGCCCGGCAGCCUAAACCAGACAGUGACGUGACUCAGAGCAUCAACACUGUGGCUUACCAUGCAUCCCCUGGCUCAGAUCAGUCAUUCUGUACACAGUAUAUCAUCUAUGACAAGGACAGUAACUAUAAGCCUGAAAGAGUGAGGUUAGGCAAAGUGUGGACUACCCAUUCUAUGUGGCUGAUCGACUGUGUUAAAUCAUUUGAACUGCUAUUGAUAACUGAACACUAAUGAAAUUGUCUGUAUAUGUAGAUGUAUUUUAUAAAAUGAGGCUCAAAAUGAUGUGCUAUUGAUACAAAAUUAUGAAAAAAAUUGCUUGAAAAUGUAAACGCAGCUCAGAAAAUGCAAAUAAUAUUAAAAUUAUGGGUCAAAGUUUGGUUAAACUAAUCACUGUAAAAAUUGCUUUAUAAUGACCUUUCUCUGCUAGCUUCACUUCUACCGUGUCACAUUAAGUAUUCAUUACGCUAAAUUAAGCUCAUUCAAUAAAAAGAUUUAUUUUA
Messenger RNA from Rhincodon typus (whale shark), 2736 nucleotides. It is a transcript of the gene bard1, whose product is annotated as BRCA1 associated RING domain 1. Gene Ontology annotation, molecular function: protein binding. NCBI's taxonomy places the organism in Eukaryota, Metazoa, Chordata, Chondrichthyes, Orectolobiformes, Rhincodontidae. The transcript has 11 exons. The record is from RefSeq and is a predicted model, not a curated record. The coding region runs from base 86 to 2467 and encodes 793 amino acids.